Messenger RNA from Capsicum annuum, 2217 nucleotides. RefSeq lists its product as uncharacterized. The transcript has 13 exons. The record is from RefSeq and is a predicted model, not a curated record. The coding region runs from base 1 to 2217 and encodes 738 amino acids. Gene Ontology annotation, biological process: proteolysis. Lineage: Eukaryota; Viridiplantae; Streptophyta; Magnoliopsida; Solanales; Solanaceae. Gene Ontology annotation, molecular function: cysteine-type peptidase activity.
AUGGUCAACGACAUUGAAGACCGUAUUAAAUCAAUGUUAACGAAGAAUCAGUACAAGAUGUUUCGUACUAAAAGUAUAUUUGGUUUCUUCAUGAAGAAGAAAGAUUGUGUCGUCCAAGCACAAUUAGGGAGAUGCAUUAUGUCACUUGAAACGAAGGAAAGUUCUACAAGUGUCAUAGUCAUUCAUGCAAAGGGCACAAUUUUUCAUUUCACUCUUAGAGAGUUUGCUUUGGUGACUGGUUUGAAUUGUGUUAUAAACAGGGAUGAUUUUGUGUUUGACGAGGAGCGUCCAAACAGAAUUAUUGAUCAAUAUUUUGAUGGUGAGAGUUUUAUACAGAAAAAAAAGUUAUUUGCGGAUGUUCUUUUUAAAAAUAUCGAGCCAAUAAGAAAGGAGAUUUCAGCGUUUCAAAUAUCAAAGAAGCUUGUUCCUGGAGCUGCAAGUCAUAAUGAAGAUGACAUUGAUUCGAAUAAUGACUUUCAAGAUCCUCCACAAAGACAAAAACAGUUAACCACAAAAAAAAAAUAUCAUGUCGAUUCAUCAGCUUCACCCACAAAGAAAAAAUUGAAGCCACAUUCUAAAGGUACAGAUGAGCAGCCACAAAAAAGGACCCCUCCACCCCGUACUGCAAAGAUGCCUUCUGUGAGGACUCCAAUUCACAAGUCAAUUCAAACAAAAGCUACGCUGCGUGGAAAUAGGAAAGACAUAAAUCGGCCUGAUAGUAAAAAAACUAUUCCGAUUCAGUCACCUGCUCUAUCUUCCUUCAGUUUUGAAGUUGAAGACGUCGUUGUCUCGAAGAAAGUCUUUGAUAAGUUUCGUGAUAAGGUUUGGAAAGAGUUUAAUGAUAUGUGUGGCCUACUAUCAUCCAGGUGUGAUCAAAUCAUGAAUGCAAUUAAUGAAAUCAAGAAACAAGCAAAAGACAGAGAAUAUGACCAGCCACCAACGGAUGAAAAUGUUAACAAUACAUCAUCCCUUCAAGCGACUCCAAAAUUUGAUUACGAGUUUAAUCAGAAUCUUGAAGGCACAUUGGAAAAAACUGAUAUAGAAGUGCAUGAAGCAAAAGAUGUAUGUGUCUCUUUGAACACAAAAUCGAUUGAUGAAAGUAUUGGUGAAGCACAAAUAUCAGAAUCUCAAUUCACAUUUUCAGAUGACGUCCUUAGAAGCAUUGAUCUUGACUUCAUAAAUAAAGCCAAUGCUGAAGUCGAAAUUGAGUGCAAGAACGAAGAAGUUGUUGUCGAGAAGAAUUUAAAUAAACCAACAGAAGAUGAGUCAGAGGUUAAUGAUGUGGAUAAAUCAAAUCUUAUUGCGUAUGUCAAUCUUGAACGAAGUAUAAUUGUACAUUCAUCGGCAAAUGAAGCACAACAAACGCCAAUGCCUGUUUCAAGGAUUAGGCGACCAUCUAGAUACAAGGAGUCACCAUUCACAAUGAAUUUUGGUUCAGCAGAUGUUGUAUUUGUUUUUAAUGAGAACUGGUUAUAUUUUGAUGACAAUUUGUUUAUGUUGAAGUUUGAUAGCUUAGAUAUCAAAGAAGAUAAUUUUUUGAAGGGCAAGGCAAAAAUACCGCUUACCAGUUUUGGAGUUUUAUAUGUUGAAGACAAGAAUUGGGUCUACAUUAUGGGUACUCCUAGCCAGACAUGGUCAGAUGAGCAAAUUGAUGUAUGCUUCUAUUAUCUGCGAAAGAAGUCUAAGUAUGAUUCCAAUAGCUCAUAUACGUUCAGCACUAUAGACUACAAUUUCAUGAACAUUGUUAGAAGGAUUUUUUAUGUGUAUAAAGUAGAUGAUACAUCUCUUAAUGCUGGUGGAAAGGAAUACCAUCUGAAUAAGUACAUAAGUGGAUUCCGCAUGCAUGCUACAGUGCCAUGGCAUACGGUUCUUGCGGUUAUAUCGUUCAAUCAUAGGUGCAUAUAUGUAUAUGAUUCUUUGUCAGCUGCUGGUUAUGAUGCUGUGGUGCUUAGUGAAAUUGAAAAGUUAGCAAAGGUUAUACCUAUAUGUCUCAUUGCAUGUAAAUUCUACGAGAAUAAGAGUAUUGAAAUUGACAAUCAUCCUAAUUACAAAUUGAAUGAUAGGAUGGAUCCAUUUGGUAUUUCAGUUGUGGAGAAUAUGCCUCAACAACCAAGUGACAGCUUAGACUGUGGCUUAUAUAUGAUUACGUAUGCCGAGUGCCUUAUUUUUGGUGAAGGUGUUUCAUAUGCUGAUUUUGAUCAGAUCUUAUUUGCAUAA